AUGUACCAAAAGAAAGCUUCAGUCAGUGGAAAUGAGCUUCAUAAAGUUUGUCUGCCUCUCAUACGCAAUAUGUCAGAGUUGCGUACAUUCCGCCUGAGAUGUACUCGCAGUUAUGAUGUUUCACAUCUUAAUGUUAUGAAUAUCAAAAUCCUCUUUGUUAGGGGACCUGAAUUUUCGGAUGAUGAGUCAAUUAAUGGACUCUUUUCUGGCUGUCCUAUGCUUGAAGAGUUGUCCAUAAAAGAAUGCGAAUUAAAAAAUAUUAGUGUGUUUAACAUUUCUUCUACUGCUCUCAAGAGUUUGAUUAUAGAUUGCUGGUCUAAGGGUGGCUACAAGCUUGUACUUCAUACACCAAAUCUUCAAGAUCUUGAGUAUGAAGACCGUGUAGCAGAAGGCUAUGCAUUGAAUAAAUUAAAUGCCUUUGUCAAUGCCAACAUUAGUUUUCUACGAAGAGACUUCCUGUCCAUGAUGUUAUGCAGUUCUCCGCUGCCAAAGUUUUUCCAUUUAAUUUGUUUGGAUAUUGGUGGUUAUGUUGCAUGGAAUUUGCUACUGGAUUUUCUUGAAAGCUCGCCACAAUUGGAAACACUAAUUUUUAUGGGACUUUUGCAAGAUAAAUUUGAGGAAAACCAGACAUGCAGUUGGUAUCCACCUGAGAACAUUUCUUCUUGUUUGUUGUUUCACCUCAAACAGAUUGAAAUAAAUUGUUUUAGAGGGAAAAGUGACAAGGUGAAAAUGGCAAAGUAUUUCUUGAAGAAUUCAAAAGUUCUAGAGAAACUGAAGUUUCAUGCGUCUUCUUGGACUGAUACAAAGUCGGCUGAGAUUUGCAUAGUACUGAUGUCACCCAGGGGCUCUGAGAAAUGUCGAGUUGUGAUUUCUUGA
Molecule: messenger RNA, 876 nt
Organism: Cornus florida
Lineage: Eukaryota; Viridiplantae; Streptophyta; Magnoliopsida; Cornales; Cornaceae
Product: F-box/FBD/LRR-repeat protein At3g26920-like
Exons: 4
Coding region: 1-876 (291 amino acids)
Source: RefSeq, a predicted model, not a curated record